AGGAUGUUCAAAAAAGUGCUUGGCAAGAAUUCACCACCGUAGAACAAACCAUCCAGGAACAAGCCCAUGUCAUAGAAACAAUGAAGGAAGAUUAUGAAAAAGAGAUUGAAAACCUAAAGAAGGUGAUAAAGGAGCAAGAAGAAACCAAUUUGAUUUUGAAAAAUGAGGUUCCCAUGACACAUUAUCAUUUGUAUAAAGAUAAGUAUAAGUAGGAGGUGGAGAUGUCUGUGUGAAUUUGACAAUGUUUUAUAUGAUUGUUUUGAUAAUAAAAUACGGACGUUUUAUGAA
Messenger RNA from Leptinotarsa decemlineata (Colorado potato beetle), 288 nucleotides. RefSeq names its product Centrosomal protein 89kDa (gene Cep89). Gene Ontology annotation, biological process: chemical synaptic transmission; cilium assembly; mitochondrion organization. The record is from RefSeq and is a predicted model, not a curated record. Gene Ontology annotation, cellular component: ciliary transition fiber; centriole. NCBI's taxonomy places the organism in Eukaryota, Metazoa, Arthropoda, Insecta, Coleoptera, Chrysomelidae.